UUGACCAUGACCAUGGCGGCGCCGCUGGUGGAAUAAGCGGCGCCGCUGGUUCUCUGCAGCUCGCGUCUAGGGCUUUUAUGGCGCGGCCAUCGCCGUCGUCCUGGCGGUUCUUGCGCCUUGCGUACUACAUCCGUCGCCCCUGGAUCGUGGCGCUGAUGCUCGUCGUGCUGCUGUGCACGACAUUUAUCAUCUGGGAUCGCCGGUCGCUGCGGAGUCCGGACGAUACCUCCACUUCGGAAGAGGAUUUCUUCGAGUUGCAGAGAGCUCGUCCUAAGAACACGAAAGAAGCUUUCGAGAGAAAGCCGCCGAGUGUAGUCAAAGAUGAGAUACUUGACGAGACUACCGCGGAGAGAAGGGAGAAAGUUAAGCAGGCUAUGCUUCACGCGUGGAAUUCUUAUGAAAAAUAUGCCUGGGGCUACGACGAGCUACUGCCGCUAUCAAAGCGCGGAGCAAAUGACUUUGGUGGUCUUGGUGCUACUAUUGUGGAUUCGCUUGAUACGCUUUACAUCAUGGGAUUCAUGGAUCAGUUCAAUAAAGCUCGAGACUGGGUAGCCAAGCUUGACUUCAACAGAAACUACGAGGCCAGCAUGUUCGAGACGACUAUCCGAGUUGUGGGUGGUCUUGUAAGCGCCUACGACCUAUCAAAUGAUACUGUAUUCUUAAACAAGGCGAGGGAAAUCGCCGAUAGAUUACUUCCGGCAUGGAAUACCCCUACCGGUAUACCUUACACAACUGUUAACUUGGCUUCUGGCGAUUCAAGAAGUCCUGGCUGGACUUUGGGAGCAAGCGUAUUGGCGGACCUUGCGACGGAACAAGUUGAGUUUAUUGCACUUAGUCAAAGAACUGGAGAUCCCAAAUAUCAAGAAAAGGUUGAAAAUGUCAUCAAAAAAAUCAAGGAGUUCUUUCCGCAAGACGGGCUUGUUCCUAUUUAUGUCAAUCCUCAUACUGCUAGUGCGAGUAACAGGAUAACUUUUGGUGCGAUGGGAGACAGCUUCUACGAGUACCUCUUAAAGGUCUGGGUUCUGGGAAAUAAAACACAGGCUGUUCAGCAUUACAGGGACAUGUGGGAACAGUCCAUGGAAGGGUUGAUGAGCUUGAUCCGCAAAUCAACUCCUUCGUCGUACACUUAUAUAGCGGAGCGUUACGGUUCUGGCGGUGGAUACAUCGACAAAAUGGACGAGCUCGCAUGCUUUACGCCAGGCAUGCUUGUGCUCGGAUCCAACGACGGCCCGGAUGAGAAAAAAACCAAAUACCUGGACCUUGCGAAAGAGCUAGCUCGGACAUGUUAUAACUUCUACCGUUCUACACCAACUGGUCUUGCUGGCGAGAAUUAUAACUUCAUUUCUGGCCAGGAUAUGAGUGUUGGCACGGCUUGGAACAUUCUAAGACCAGAAACUGUCGAAUCUCUUUUUUACUUAUGGCGAAAGACCGGAGAUACAAAAUACAGAGACUGGGGAUGGGAUAUAUUCCAGGCCUUCGAGGCUCGAUCGCGAGUUGACACUGGAUACGUCGGGCUUAGAGAUGUUCGUAGCGGCGAGAAAGAUGAUAAGAUGCAAAGUUUCUUCCUUGCCGAGACCCUCAAAUACUUGUACCUUUUGUUCUCUCCAUCCAGCGUCAUUCCUCUCGAUCAAUGGGUUUUCAACACCGAGGCUCACCCGAUUAAAAUCGUCCAGAGAGACGGCGGCGCUCCUGGAAGCUCGGAAGAUUUUGUCAAGCAGCAAAUACACCGGAAGCAAAGGCUGGGGAGGCUCGGCGGCGACUCAAACAUCGCGCGACAGUAAAAGCAAAGUUUUGUGUCCACUAACGUUAUAUUUCCCAAAGGUCUUUACUUAAAGGUGAAAGCCUAAUGUAUAAAGAUCCUAUUUAGGGCAUAUUCCAAGGU
Selaginella moellendorffii is the source of this 1882-nucleotide messenger RNA. RefSeq names its product mannosyl-oligosaccharide 1,2-alpha-mannosidase MNS1. The transcript is spliced from 14 exons. Bases 78 to 1781 code for a protein of 567 amino acids. Gene Ontology annotation, cellular component: endoplasmic reticulum; Golgi membrane. NCBI's taxonomy places the organism in Eukaryota, Viridiplantae, Streptophyta, Lycopodiopsida, Selaginellales, Selaginellaceae. The record is from RefSeq and is a predicted model, not a curated record. Gene Ontology annotation, molecular function: mannosyl-oligosaccharide 1,2-alpha-mannosidase activity; calcium ion binding. Gene Ontology annotation, biological process: carbohydrate metabolic process; N-glycan processing.